Manduca sexta (tobacco hornworm) is the source of this 660-nucleotide messenger RNA. RefSeq names its product microvitellogenin-like. The transcript has a single exon. Bases 1 to 660 code for a protein of 219 amino acids. Gene Ontology annotation, cellular component: extracellular region. The record is from RefSeq and is a predicted model, not a curated record. NCBI's taxonomy places the organism in Eukaryota, Metazoa, Arthropoda, Insecta, Lepidoptera, Sphingidae.
AUGCUACGUAUAACGCUGCUGCUGACGCUCGUGGCGCUCGCGUGCCACGCCGCUCCUUCCUCUGACGAUGCAGCUGUCGAGCCUCUAUACAGAAGUGUGACCAUCGCCGACUACAAGACUGCUCUAUCACAGAGUAAAAGUCUCGUAAACAGGCAGAAAGGCAGAAUCAUCUCGAAAACUGUUGACAAACUGCUCGACGAGAACCAAAAGAAGGUUAUGUAUUACGCGUACUAUCUGUGGAACAAUGGAGCCGAAGACAUUGUCAAGAAUUAUUUCCCGCUACAAUUCAGGAUGAUCUUUAGCCAGCUUACCGUCAAGCUCAUCAACAAGAAAUACAGCAUGGAGCUCAAAGUAGGACUUAGCACUGAUUCCGACAAUGAAAGGACUGUGUAUGGCGACUGCGGUCAGGUUGGCGAGAGGGCAGCCUGGGAAUUCAAAUUUAACGAGGCAUCAGACGAAAAGGUCUACUUUAAAAUCUACAACCCUAACGAUAACCAAUUUCUGAAAUCUGGCAAUUCAGCUGAUAGAUUCGAUGACCAUCCGAUUUACUCAUCUACUAACUCUGACACAUUCAGACACCAGUGGUACCUUGAGCCAGUGGUGUACAAUAAGGGAGCUUCCUAUUCUACGUCAUCAACCGGGCGUACAGCCAGCCCCUGA